AACAACUGAGGCUAGACGGCGCUAUACAGCGUCUUGUGUGUUUGUUUUUAUAAUGCACAACAAGCAUAUGCGUGGAUCUAUCCAUCCACUCGUCCAUCCAUACAUCUACACAUCGAUCCAUCUAUCUAUCUAUAUAGAUGUAAAUUCAUAUAUAACUAUGUAUCGAACAUAUGUGUUAUAACGCAGAACCCUAAAAUACUACAUUUUGUAUUAAAUUUCCGAGGCCAUUUGGGUUUGAGAACUAAAAUCCGGCCGUUUAAAAUAUAGAUAAUACAUUAAAAGCUACAUUUAUUAGGCAGACAUCCAUUUUGUUCAGUUCUCCGGACAACCACAGGGAGGCGACAGAGUGCAAUAACUUUCCUACACUGGAAACGCUGGUUGGGGGUUUCUGUUUUAUGCGAGUUGCACUCGGGACAGAGAGGACGUAUUCAACCUUGCGCUGUGUUUUCAGUCGGCUAAUCCUCACGGAUUGCCACAUAACUCGGCGAAGGAAGUCGUGACCUGCGUGGCUACGAUUAAUUUAACUUGAAAGGGGCGUCAAGACGUUUGCCGCUGCGUCUCCCCGCGGUGUAACGGAGGGAAUUUAAAGCCCGUGAUGUUCAAUCCGCACAUCCAUCAUCAGCAGCAGCAGCAGCAACAGCAGCAGCAACAGUUUCACCAGCACCUGCGGCAGCUACAACAACUUUUCCAGCAGCAGCCUCCGCCUCCUCCUCCCCAGCCGCCUCCGGGGCACCAUGUCGGCCAUCACCACCACCAGGGACAGCGAUCUAUUCCUGUUGGUUCCCAGGGAGCUCCUCCGCCCAGGAUGGUCAACCUGUGCCAGGCAACCCAGACUACCCUUAUUGCCCCCAAUCCCAUGCUGCAGGGGGCCCUACUGAUGCAACAGAUGCAGGGUAACAUGCGGGGCUUCAGGAUGGGUGGACAGCAGUUCCGUCAGUUCUUCACCGCUGGGUCCAGGUCCUCUCUGCUCGGGCCGGUUCCCAUGGGGAUGGCCAUCAAGUCCCCCAUGAUGGGAUACCCAGCCGGUCGGCAGUUCCACCCGCAUGCUCGCUACUACAACAACACCGCAGCGGCUUCUUCCAUCACUUCUGCUGACGCCGCAGCUCGCCAGCCCGACAGGAAGAGAGACAGCGACCACAUGGCUUCAGGGAGCACAAACGAUCAACCAGCAGCCGGCGGCACCAAUGAAGCUUCUGACAAAACCGACACAGAUGGUGCUGUGGGAGGAGUGGAUGAACCCACACAGCCCUCUGAGGAACAGCUUGAAGAACCUGAAGUGAAGAGGCUGAGGACAGAUGGGUCAGAGGAACCCAAAGACCAAUGUGUUGUUGAGUCUCUCCCCAUUGCAGAUACUGACGGGGAAGUUCUGUCUUUAGAGUCCAACAACCCAGAGGACAGCCAGCCUGACGACUCCCUCGUUCUGGAAGAAGGAGGCUCCACGAGGGCAUCGGAUGUGGUUGUGGCGCUGGAGAAGAGCGUAGCUGCUGAUGCGCACAGCUGCUUGUUGGCACCGUCCCCGUCUGGCAAGCCGAGUGAAGAUGACCAGCAGGUUGAUCUACUCCCGGAGGAGAUGCCACACGGCAAGGCCUCACCCGAGAACCAGGAGGGCGAAGAGGAGGGCGUAGUGGAGGGCAACAAGUUUUACUGCUAUCUCUGUAGCAUUACCUGCUACAACCAGCAAAACUUCAGGAGUCAUAUGAACAGUGUUUCCCACCAGCAGAGGAUGAUGGAGAUCCAACACAUGAGCAACGCUUGUCUGGUCACCCUGCUGCCAAGAGUGCAGGAGUCUCUACAGGAAGCAAACAAAGACGGCGUAAAGAGGGAAGACUCAAAGCUCUGGUGUCCCACCUGUCACACCCACUUCACCUGUAGCAUCACAGACCACCGUCACACCGAGGAGCACAAACUCGCCAGCAGAACAGCCAUGUCCUCCUGCACGGUCUGCAAGAAACACUUCAGGACCUCCCAGAUCUUUGCGGAGCACUUGCAGUCCCAGGAGCACAGGCAGAAGGUGGAGAAGCUCGGGGAACAGGACGACUGCGGGGCCUUAGGCAAGCUGAGCACGCCGGACGCAGAGGGCUUCACAUUGGAGGAGUCGGAGUUCAGUGAGAUGGAGGAGGAACGACCAAAUGAACAGGAUGACUGGUCCUGCCACAAAGAAGUGACUUCAAAGGACAUGGCCAGCGAUGAGGAGUACGACUCUAACACCGUCUACGGGUCCGGUUUUUUAGUACCAGUCGCAGGUUUUAUCUGCAGACUCUGCAACAAGUUUUAUCACUUUGAAUCUUCUGCCCUACACGGCCACUGCAAAACAAUGAAGCACUUUGAGAACCUCAAGAAGUACAGAGACUUGCGGAGUCAAAAGAGUGCAGCCGUUGAACCUUCCAGAGAGUCUCCCCUAGCUACAGAGCGCCUCCGGCCCCUAACAGGAACCACCGCUGACUGUUCUGCUGAAAACUCCCACUCCGAUGACACUGGUUUAGGGACGGACCUGAACUCCAUGGAUCCUAUCGUUGCGCUGAGCGCAGUGAACACGGAGACCGAAAGCCAGCCACAGGAGGAAGCGGCUGAACCUGACCAAAACACCCGGGACGCGGGCGACACGGACCAGGAGCUCUGCCUCCAUAUCAAGGAGAAAGAGCGCACGUCCCCGGCCUCCGCGGCUCUGGAGAGUCCAGCUGAGCCGUCUGCCGGUAGCACAGAGGAGGCGGAGUCAACGGCAGCAGCUGAUGUAGAGGAGGAAGCUAAUGCAGAGGAGGAGAAGGGGAAAGCAGCUGUCCCACGGAAAAAGAAGGCAAAAACAACAUCCAAACGCAGGUCAGGGAGGGCCGGAAACAGACGUUGAGUCAAAAAUAAGAUGUGGGAAGGAGAGGAAACCUCUAGGACCAGACGGGUCAGUAUUUGAAGAGGUGCAUUCGUCAAAACCGAGACGAAGAAGUGAACAGACCUGCCUCUCCAUGUUGGAAAGUCUGAAUCAAGCACAAAACAAGAAAUAGGAGGAGUGCUGGUACUUCACAGUGUAAACAAGACCUCUUAUUUGAUGCUCUCCCAGGGUGGGAAAUUAGCACCUGACGCUAUCGCAUACAUGUUAAAUCAGUGACUGGUGGGAACGUAUGUUUAUGUUGGCUCCCAUCGAAUCAUCUCUAGCCUCCACUUUAGAUUACAGCGAUCAAAAUGCGAUCAUUACAACGUAAGCACACGUAGCUCAGAACAAACCCUUUUCCUUUCAUUCAAUUAAAGAAAUACAUUAAUGUGAAAAUACACAAAUGGCAGAUAAAAAUUACUUUUGGGGCAUCAAGGCUUCUUAGCGCUCUAGGUAACAACCACUGGAUGAAUUGCCCAGUGACUUGGCGCACACACACACACUCAUGUGCCAAUCCGGAUGGAAAUUUGAAUUUCCAUAGUCAUUGUGAGCAUGUCGGCUUGUUGGCUUGAGGAUUUGUCCCAAAGCACCACUGUGCUGGAGUUGUCCUCUCAGAGCUGCCGGCAUCGCUCUAGACUUGUUUGUAUUGUAUUUGGAAAAAGCGGUACACCAUCAGAAUAAUACUGAGCUCCAUUAGAAUGGGAUUGGGAAGCUAAAUUUAAUUUAUACAUUAUUUAACAAGUAGUAUUACGUGAGUUUUCUAAAAAUGAUAAGGAAAACGAUAUAAUAAUCCAUUUCAUUUAUUAGGUUACCUCGACCAUAUUUAAAAAAUCAGGUUAUGUUAUAUUUGUCUUUCAACUCCAUUAUACUUGUGCCCUUUUAAAUAGCUGGAAUUGCUUUUGUCCCUUAAAGGAAUGGCGUCCAGGCUUUUUAAAUGAAGCUGGGUUUAAGAGGAGAAAGAAGGGUCUGGAUCUUCUGUUAACCGGUCUGUGAAACUUUCAUACCGAAAAGUGAAUUUCCCACCCUGGUAUCCUCGAUUAUCACAAUGUUGAUUGUCCCAUUUGUCUCGCUAGAUAAAUAACGAAUACAACCUUCAAGCGGAGACAGUUUCAACAUCUCUUACAACUUAGCACAUGCUUUUAGCGAGCUGACAUGUAGAAUUUAACCGAUUUGAAGGAUUAGAGCGAGUGGUUUAAGGAGUGUUGGAAUGGAUGAAAGUCUCAUUACCGGUUUCUUUUUUUUGAGUUCCAGUUGAUGAUCAGGUCCACGCCAAGUAGUUCUAAGCAGCUGUGUCCUUCUCACUAAAAUGGGAUCAGCAACUGGAUCAGUUUUAAUUUCAUUUUAAUUUAAUUUUUUUAUGUAUUGGGAUUCAUAACGUUCUGUAGGAGCUGAACUCGAGCAACUUGUCGGAAAAAACAUUUCACAUCUGCGUAAAAAAAAAGAAACCCUCGUAUUCAUGGACAAAACUGCAUCGUGUGCAUUUUGCUUAUUUUGACAUUUGAAGAGCUUGUUAGACUGAAAAGGUUCAUUUCGUUUCCAUUGAACGAUAAUGCAGUUAUUAGUAGAUGCUUGUUUUUUUGCAUUGCUUUUCUUUUCUUAAUGUUUUGUUGGCUUUAUACACUGGAUGGAUGGGAUCACAGUUGACGUCAUGAGAGGAUGAGACUGUGCCGUGUUUGGAACUCCUUGCAAACCGUAAAUUUCUAAUUUUGACUAGCAGUCCCAUUUGGUAGAUUCUACAAAUGUAUAUUUAUAGUUCCUUUAUUUCAGCAGACAAAGAUUCAAGACUAUUGUGCUUUGCUGGACACAUUGGAGGAUGUUUUAAAACCACAAUCUGUGGUUGUAUGACGCAUGUAGAAGCUCUUGUAGUCAUAGUGGUGACUGUCACAUGGUUAGUUCUGCAUCGUGUUCUGGCUGAAGCAACAAAACAUGAAACUGCUUUGAGAACAGAAGGGAGAGAAAAACAAGGGCAUGUAAAGGAUCAUUCAAACUCUGCUGUAAGUUUGUUGUAUUUUUAUUCAGCUAAUGACUAAAUUGAGAUGAACAAACAGGUGUGGUUUUCUAACUGCUGGAAGUUGUAUGUAUUUUGGUUUUCUGUUUUCGAGGGUAUCAUUUUAAUUUAUAUUAAAAUGUCUGACAAUUCCCA
Gasterosteus aculeatus aculeatus (three-spined stickleback) is the source of this 5006-nucleotide messenger RNA. RefSeq names its product cdkn1a interacting zinc finger protein 1a (gene ciz1a). Lineage: Eukaryota; Metazoa; Chordata; Actinopteri; Perciformes; Gasterosteidae. Gene Ontology annotation, molecular function: nucleic acid binding; zinc ion binding. The record is from RefSeq and is a predicted model, not a curated record. Gene Ontology annotation, cellular component: nucleus.